AUGUCGUCCAAUAGCAUAAAGCUGCUAGCAGGUAACUCGCACCCGGACCUAGCUGAGAAGGUCUCCGUUCGCCUAGGUGUACCACUUUCGAAGAUUGGAGUGUAUCACUACUCUAACAAAGAGACGUCAGUUACUAUCGGCGAAAGUAUCCGUGAUGAAGAUGUCUACAUCAUCCAGACAGGAACGGGGGAGCAGGAAAUCAACGACUUCCUCAUGGAACUGCUCAUCAUGAUCCAUGCCUGCCGGUCAGCCUCUGCGCGGAAGAUCACAGCGGUUAUACCAAACUUCCCUUACGCAAGACAAGACAAAAAGGACAAGUCGCGAGCACCGAUAACUGCCAAGCUGGUGGCCAAGAUGCUAGAGACCGCGGGGUGCAACCACGUUAUCACGAUGGAUUUGCACGCGUCUCAAAUUCAGGGUUUCUUCCACAUUCCAGUGGACAACCUAUAUGCAGAGCCGAACAUCCUGCACUACAUCCAACAUAAUGUGGACUUCCAGAAUAGUAUGUUGGUCGCGCCAGACGCGGGGUCGGCGAAGCGCACGUCGACGCUUUCGGACAAGCUGAAUCUCAACUUCGCGUUGAUCCACAAAGAACGGCAGAAGGCGAACGAGGUCUCGCGGAUGGUGUUGGUGGGUGAUGUCGCCGACAAGUCCUGUAUUAUUGUAGACGACAUGGCGGACACGUGCGGAACGCUAGUGAAGGCCACUGACACGCUGAUCGAAAAUGGGGCGAAAGAAGUGAUUGCCAUUGUGACACACGGUAUAUUUUCUGGCGGCGCCCGCGAGAAGUUGCGCAACAGCAAGCUGGCACGGAUCGUAAGCACAAAUACGGUGCCAGUGGACCUCAAUCUAGAUAUCUACCACCAAAUUGACAUUAGUGCCAUUUUGGCCGAGGCAAUUAGAAGGCUUCACAACGGGGAAAGUGUGUCGUACCUGUUCAAUAACGCUGUCAUGUAG
Molecule: messenger RNA, 957 nt
Organism: Eremothecium gossypii ATCC 10895
Lineage: Eukaryota; Fungi; Ascomycota; Saccharomycetes; Saccharomycetales; Saccharomycetaceae
Gene: PRS4
Product: ribose phosphate diphosphokinase subunit PRS4
Exons: 1
Coding region: 1-957 (318 amino acids)
Biological process (GO): 5-phosphoribose 1-diphosphate biosynthetic process; purine nucleotide biosynthetic process; ribonucleoside monophosphate biosynthetic process
Cellular component (GO): ribose phosphate diphosphokinase complex; cytoplasm
Molecular function (GO): magnesium ion binding; ribose phosphate diphosphokinase activity
Source: RefSeq, marked provisional